Messenger RNA from Chenopodium quinoa (quinoa), 966 nucleotides. RefSeq lists its product as uncharacterized. The transcript is spliced from 3 exons. The record is from RefSeq and is a predicted model, not a curated record. The coding region runs from base 1 to 966 and encodes 321 amino acids. Lineage: Eukaryota; Viridiplantae; Streptophyta; Magnoliopsida; Caryophyllales; Amaranthaceae.
AUGGAGAAAAUCAAGAUGCCUUCAUGCAAGUACAAUGGGACAACAACCCCUAAGAAUCAUUUGUCUGCCUUUGAGAGUCAUAUGCAUGACAAUAGAACUGAUGUCGCUCAAGGCAAGACUGAAUCACUCAGGGAUUUCAUUACUCGGUUAAAUAAAGAGGCAACGUCAAUUCCCAACAUGAGCCAGGAGGUGGUGUUGUUAGCAAUGCAGAGCAGCCUCCUCCCAGGGUUGGCAUUCAAAGAGUACAUGGGCAGGAAGAAUCUGAAAACACUAGUAGAGGCCUUGGGUAAGAGACCACCAAGGGUGACUACCAGUAAUCUAGAUCCAAAGAAACGAUGUGACUUUCACAGAGAUAAGGGUCACACGACUGAGGAAUGCAUUCACCUCAAAAAUAGCAUUGAAGACCUCAUCAAAAGGGGGUAUCUAAGUCAAUUUAAGCAAUACUCUAGGCAGGAUAGUAGGGGUGAAAGGAGUAAACAGGAAAAGAAAGACAAAGAAAAGAGAGAGCUAGGAGACGUGUUGGUGAUUAGCGGUGGGCCUAUGCAUGGAGGAACAGUUAGUAGGGCUAGAGCUGACCUCAGAGACAUGGUGCAUCAGGUAAACUACAAUGAGUGCAGAAAGUGGCCACCACCAUCACCUCCUCAGCCAAAGGUAGUGUUUGACGAGCAAGAUCAAUACGGAGUCAUAUACCCACAUGAUGACCUUCUGGUAGUCGCAAUAAUAAUUGCAAAUUGGAAAGUCAGAAAAGUUCUAGUGGAUGGAAGAAGCUCAGCUAACAUCAUGUUCAUAGAAGCCUUUUGCCAAAUGCAUCAACACAACAAAGACCUCAAAAGGGUGAACUAUGAAGUCACAAGGUUUGAUGGCUUAGGAAUGAUACCAGAGGGGAUAAUAGAAUUAUCAGUCCAAGUGGGAGAAGGAGCUCAGGCCAGGAAUGUGAGAGCAGAAUUCCUUGCCAUUAACUCCUAA